Molecule: messenger RNA, 819 nt
Organism: Protopolystoma xenopodis
Lineage: Eukaryota; Metazoa; Platyhelminthes; Monogenea; Polystomatidea; Polystomatidae
Source: the annotation of a GenBank genome assembly
AUGGAGACACCCGUAGCUGCCUCAGAUUACGAUGCUCAUAUUUCCGGUACCACUAUUGAAAUACCCCUCAGUGGCUGUGAUGAGGUUAUUGAACUUGAUGUUGAUCAGCUUCCUGAAGGCGAAGAAGUUUUAAACAUAUUAAACCAAGAAAAAGCAGCUCUUUCGGUUUGGAUAAAUGUAGCUCUGGCAUACUAUAAGAAGAACUUUCAUGACGAUUUUGAGAAAAUUUUAACUGAAGCUGAGGAGACCUACAAAGAUGUUGCAGCUUCUCUUCCUUCUUACAAUGGGGGUGAUUUGUUUAGGCUGCUAGAUAUGCUUGCCAACUAUUACGGAAGAAAAGCAUACAAAGAAAAAAACAAGGAUAAGAAAAGCCAACUUAUUGCCCGUGCAACGCGUCUCUUUACAUCAGCCGAUCGUAUUGACAUGUAUGACCAAAAACAUCUUCUGGGUCGGGCUUUUUUCUUUAUUUACGAGGGCGAAAACUGGAUACAAGCCGACAGCCAGCUAAAUUUUGUUAUCAGCCAAGGUCCUCCGACUGUACCAGCCUAUUUGGGAAAGGCAUGCAUCGCCUUCAAUCGAAAAGAUUACAGCAACGCACUCGGGUUCUAUCGAAAAGCUCUUAGACUCCAACCAAAUUGCCCUUCCUCUGUUCGCCUCGGAAUGGGUCAUUGCUUCUUCAAAUUAGGCCAUCUCGAUAAAGCCCGUUUAGCAUUUCAGCGAGCUCUUGAUCUGGAUCAGGAUUGUGUCGGCGCUCUAGUUGGCUUAGCAAUUUUGGAUCUAAAUGAAAAGACGCAGCAAGAGUUUCACGCUUGUGCGUGA